This is a messenger RNA of Striga hermonthica, 666 nucleotides long. The record is from the annotation of a GenBank genome assembly. Lineage: Eukaryota; Viridiplantae; Streptophyta; Magnoliopsida; Lamiales; Orobanchaceae.
AUGUUGGAUGUGUCCGAAUACUCAUCCGCUUCAGAGUGUUGCUUUGCGGACAUAAACACGACAUCAUCAAGAAGAAAAAAGAGCAAGAACAAGCGGAGGUUCAGUGACGAACAAAUCCGAUCCCUGGAGGUCACCUUCGACUCCGAGACCAAGCUCGAGCCCGGGAAGAAGGCCCAGCUCGCGAAGGAGCUGGGCCUCCGGCCCAGACAGGUCGCCAUUUGGUUCCAGAACAGAAGGGCUCGCUGGAAGUCCAAGCAGAUCCAGAAAGACUACAGCGUCUUGUUGGCUAGUUACAACGAUUUAGCCUCCAAAUUUGAGCGUUUGAAGGAAGAAAAGCAGCACUUGCUUGUACAGUUGCAGAAUCUCAAGGAUGAAAUGGAGAAAUCGGAAAACAGAAGUAAUGGGAACAGCAGCAGUGAUGGGGAGUGGGAUUGUAAGAAGGAGACGAAUUCCGAGCCCAACAACAAUAGUUCUAGCCAACUAUUCGUGGGCAUGCUUUCGGAUGGUGAUGAUGUCAGCACUAGGACAGAAUUCGUGAUUCUGCCCGACGAACUGGACGAUGAGGAGCUGUUGAAAUUGGUGGAGAGUCCACUGACAUCGUCCGAUGAUUGGGAGGCGACUAAUCUUGAUUCCGAUGAUCACAAGUGGUGGGAUUUUUGGUGUUGA